Molecule: messenger RNA, 1188 nt
Organism: Pieris macdunnoughi
Lineage: Eukaryota; Metazoa; Arthropoda; Insecta; Lepidoptera; Pieridae
Source: the annotation of a GenBank genome assembly
AUGUGGAAGAUUAUUUAUUUAGUUAGCAUUGUGGUUGCGACACCUACCAACCCUGGUGUCAACUUCACACCGAUCAACGAAUUUUCAUUAAAACUACUUAACAAUGUUUAUGCUUUCCAAGAGAGUUUUGGUGAAAAAAAUUUGGCCAUCUCACCUCUAUCUGUAUGGAGUAUUUUCUCUCUGCUAGCUGAAGGAUCGGCUGGGGAGACUUUCCAGGAGUUAAUGAGAGAGUUGCGGCUGCCGAACGACCUACGAUCAACCCAGGCACUGCACGCUGCUGUUGCCAAUCUAUUAAAGAAUUCAGAUAGUGAUGUCACGCUUAAAGGACAAUCAGCUAUGUUCUCCGACAACAACUUAAAGAUACACAAGGAGUUUUGUGAAUCAGCAAAUUAUUACAAUAAUAAAGUGUACUUUGUUGAUCCGACCAAUACAACGCUACUCGCUCAGGAUAUCAAUUACUACAUUUGCGUAGCUACAGAAGGAAAAAUACGCAAUGCAGUGAAACCCAAGCACUUGGAGAAUUUACGGAUGAUAUUAGUGGACGCUUUGUACUUUAAAGCAAGCUGGACGUAUCCCUUUGACCCGACUCAGACGAAAGAAGAAGCGUUUUAUAAUUGGCAAGGAAAGACGAUUGGUUCAGUCAACAUGAUGUAUCAUAAGGCGCCUCAUAACUUUGGAGAUUCAAAUCAAAUCCGUGCUCAGAUAUUGGAAAUGACAUAUGGCAAGAAGGAGCAGUUUUCAAUGUUGAUUCUUCUGCCAUUCGACGGGAUGCCGAUAAAGGCGCUGCUAGAAAACCUAGCGAGCCAGCCGUUAAACUGGAUGACAGACUUCAAAUCUGGUGAACUACCGGAGCUAGAUUGCUAUAUACCAAGAUUUAAACUAUCCACGCAAGCAGAUUUAAUACCACCGUUACAAUACUCAGGAAUUCAAAGGGUUUUUGACGCUGAAAAGGCGGAGUUACCAGGUGUAUCUGAUAGUCCACUAUAUGUUUCUAAAACAGUGCAAAGUGUUGAAAUUGAAGUGACCGAAGAAGGUACUGUGGCUGCGGCUUCUACUGUCGUUGGUUUAGAAGACCGAAUUCUAGGGCAAAGGUUCGAAGCGAACAAGGAAUUUGUUUUUGUCAUCACGGAUCGAACGACUGGUCUAAUAUUAUUCACUGGUGUGUACGCGGUGCCACAAAUUGUAUAA